UGGGAAGCUCUUCUUCCCUAUGCGUCACACGCCGCCGCUGCCGCCGUCUGCUCCUCAUUCCCGCCUGCCCGCUCAAAAAAGUUCUCCCCCAAAUCCCGACCUCCCUGAUUGACACCGAGCAUGGCGGAAGAGCAGAUGGAGGAGGCGUCGACGGCGGGGGCGGCGGCCACGCCGUUCCAGCUCCAGUUCGACAAGCCCAUCCCCUUCCAGAUAAAAAUGGCAGAGUGGAAUCCAGAGAAGGAUCUACUUGCUAUGGUUACUGAUGACUCUAAGGUUGUCCUUCAUCGAUUCAAUUGGCAAAGGCUAUGGACUAUCUCCCCAGGGAAGUGCAUCACAUCUAUUUGUUGGAGCCCCGAUGGUAAAAUAGUAGCACUUGGUACCGAAGAUGGUUUGGUUCUUUUGCAUGAUGUUGAGAAUGGGAAAAUGCUAAGAAGAAUAAAAUCCCAUGAUGUUGCCAUUGUAUGUUUGAACUGGGCAGAAGAUGAGCUUCUAUCAAGGACCGACAAGGAUGGCCUGUUAUCCUAUGAAGACCGCACUGCACGCUUCUUUCCUCCCGCUCCUGUGAUUCCUAGGAUCGGUGGGCUGAGUUCUGGAGACACUGGUCUUUCAGAUGAGAAUGAAGAAUCCAUUCAGGAAUUUUCAAGCGCUUCCUGCCAGCGUUUUAAUAUUCUGUGCAGUGGUGAUAAAGGUGGUUGCAUUUGCUUCAGUAUCUUUGGAAUAUUCCCAGUUGGAAAGAUAAACAUUAAUGAGGUUCCUAUCCAUUUCCAAUCCUCUGGAAACAAAACUAGUUACCGGCUUCAGGAUGCUUCCAUAAGCAAGGUCUGUUUAUCAGGAAACCUCCAUCAGUUAGUUCUCCUGUGCCCUGGAAAGCUGAUUGAUAUUGACAACCUUUCUCAUAGUAAUCACAUUUCUACUGGGUUACAUUGUCUGCAUUUGGACACUUCUAUCUUUUUCAACAGGAAAAAUGAGCUACAUCAGAUCUCCCAACAAGCAUCAAGUAUUCAAGAUCUGGUUGAAGUUGUCCGUUCUUCCCUAUCCAUGAUGGCCAAACAAUGGUCAAGUGCCAUGAACUUAUUUAAUGAAAAAUUCAGCGCCUUGCCUUCUCUGAUAGCUGCCCAUGGGAUGGAAUCUAGCUCUGAGGAUGAGUUUAUGAGCCUUUUGUUUGGUACACGUACAAGUCCAGCACUUCACCAAUUUUUAGUCAGCUCACUUGGUGAAGCGGCUCUCAAGAGAAUAGCUAAGGCUGUUGAUAGUGCUGGACGAGAACUUCGUGUUGUUGUCAGUGAGCAUCUUCAGCCUGCAGUUGAAAUUAUUUCAUUCAGACUUGCGGAACUAAGAGGCCUUGCAAGAUGGCGCUCACGAUUUCAGAACGUUGGGUUAGAUGAAAAGCUUAUUUAUGGUGUGACUGAGAAGAUAGGAAUGCUAGUUGUUCAAGUUGAGCGUUUUUCAAGGGUUGCGGCUACUGUUCUUUAUCUGUUCCAAAAUUUCUUCAGUUGGGUUUUAAAGUGUGUUAAGAUUUUAUUAAGUGAACCAACCGAUCAAGUUCCAGCUGCGAACAGUGAACUCGUGGUGCUUUUUCUGAAGUUCCUUCUUGAUAAGGAUCCAAUCAAACAGUUACUUGAUGCAAAUCAAAGAUUUGAGUGUGAUUUGGACACUGUAAGACAUCUUGAGCAGCUAGUAGUUUUGGGGGGAUUUACAGAUACCCAUUUUUUGGAAAAGACUUUAAUGAAGCAAUUUAAUGAGCUGGAUGAAAGCCUGGAGGAGGCUUUCUCGAUGCCAUUCACCACUAUUUCUUCACAAAUACAUUGCCAAGAAUUGCUUCCUCUUUAUCCUAUCACGUCAUCGGUUGACUUGUCAUCAACCUGUAUUCUGACAUCAGUGUCAUUCUAUAAGCAGGAUGAAGAUUCUCAGAAUAGUGGGUCUUCAUAUAGCUUGACUGACUAUAUAUGCUUCAAGAUACCCGAUGGAUCCUUGAACUUGAAGAAUUGCAUUGGUGUGAUAAAGGACUUCUCUAACUCUUCUGCCAGCGGACCAUCUUCUUCAGGAUUUCUAUUGCAUAUACCUGAUGAAUAUGAGUGCGUUGAUGUAUCUCUUUACAAGGACAGCCAGAUUGUUGUACUACUCAGUGAAAGGUCAUAUUCUGAUGGUCCUGGAAGUUCUUAUAUUGUAAUGCUGCAGAUGGAGAACUUCUCUUUUGUGCCUCUCUCAAGGAUGUUCCCUUCAAAUAUUUACAGUGUACAAGAGCUGUCGGCACAGGAGCUCCAGUUGGACACCGACUAUGGGAAAAAAGUUCGUAGCAUACCUCACGCCGUGUCCACUCCACUGGCAGUCAGUGCCUCAAGAGGAGUGGCUUGUGUCUUUUCAUCUCGGCGGCAUGCUUUGGUUUAUAUCCUUGAUGAAGAUGAGGAUGAGGAUGAGGAUGAAUCUUCUGAUAUGGAAUGAUCAUUUUUAUCUGAUUCACAACAGCUUGCAGCUCAUGCGCAGAGUCAAGGCAAUUAUGUUGGCAGCCUGAAACUAAGCCAUGUCCCGUUUUGACGACCUGUGCAAAUGCAAUUCUUUGGUCUAGUUCUGAAGUUGUCGCGGGUCGUCGUCAAUCCGCUGAAGUUGUGGUGAAACUGUGACCAGCAUGCCAGGCUCUAAAACUGGCCAGGAUUCAGGUAAAUGGAAAUAAGGCAGCUUUGAACGAGAAGUAGCUUGAAGACGCCUUAAAAUUUCGUGAUUUACCUUGGCCUGAUCGUGUUGCCUGUUACUCUGUUAGAAUGCACGGUGUUGCACUGCUCAUCGUGCGAAGACGUGUUGGUAACCUCUAAAAGGCACUAGGCCAGGUUGUCAUGUAACAGUACACCAGGAGACUCUAUCAUGUGGGUCAAUGAGUUCGAGUUCCUCUCUGGCUUUGUUCUGUUCUGUACUACUCAGAUGGGGUUAAAAAGAAACUUGCGAGGUGAGCUAAUUUAACUGGGGAGUACUUAGUUGUGGGGUUUAAUUGUUUUCUGGGAGUAAUACUACGUCACAUUUAUGCCCGUUGUCCUUUCAUACGAGCGGUGUCAUUUCUUCAUACUCCAGAAGUCCAGAUCAUAUAGUCAUCCCAGAAAAAAACAAUUGCUGUACAAGUCGCUGCAAGCAUCACUAGUGGGCCUCACCAUGGCACUAUAUUU
Messenger RNA from Oryza sativa Japonica Group (Japanese rice), 3155 nucleotides. RefSeq names its product anaphase-promoting complex subunit 4. NCBI's taxonomy places the organism in Eukaryota, Viridiplantae, Streptophyta, Magnoliopsida, Poales, Poaceae. The record is from RefSeq and is a predicted model, not a curated record. Gene Ontology annotation, cellular component: nuclear periphery; anaphase-promoting complex. Gene Ontology annotation, molecular function: protein binding. Gene Ontology annotation, biological process: anaphase-promoting complex-dependent catabolic process; protein K11-linked ubiquitination.